Messenger RNA from Carya illinoinensis, 1470 nucleotides. RefSeq lists its product as uncharacterized. The transcript is spliced from 6 exons. The coding region runs from base 190 to 1293 and encodes 367 amino acids. NCBI's taxonomy places the organism in Eukaryota, Viridiplantae, Streptophyta, Magnoliopsida, Fagales, Juglandaceae. The record is from RefSeq and is a predicted model, not a curated record.
GUAGAACCGCUAUGGUGGGGUGACCUGUGUUUCUACUUUUUGUCCAUCGUAUUCUUGCACGUUCAUGUAAUCUCUGGGAGCGAACAAAAAGGCUAAAGCUGCUUCAGCUCAACGGCUCAUUCCAAUCUCUUUCAGGUUCCUCUGUGUUAAUGCUCGUAGAUAGCAGCCAAUUCUAAAGGUAUCAGAUAUAUGCUCUUACUUAACGAUGUUAAUCCUUCACUGUGUUCUGUUUUUCAUUCAUCCCAAAUGAAAAGGAUGUUGAAAAGAAUUACAGUGGUUUUGUUGAUUGGGCUGCUGGCAUGGGCAUAUCAAGCCACCCACCCUCCACCUCCCAGCAUUUGUGGCUCCCCAGGCGGCCCUCCUGUAACAGCGCCUAGAGUAAAGCUCAGGGAUGGAAGGCAUCUGGCCUACAAGGAGCAUGGGGUGUCAAAAGAAGUUGCCAAAUAUAAGAUUAUCUUUAUUCAUGGCUUCGGCUCUACUAGACAUGAUGCAGUGAUUACAACAAACGUCCCUCCAGAAUUUAUCGAAGGACUGGGACUCUACAUUGUGUCUUUUGACAGACCAGGUUACGGAGAAAGUGAUCCAGAUCCAAAAAGAUCAGUGAAAAGUUUGGCUUUAGAUAUAGAAGAGCUAGCCGAUCAGUUGGGAUUUGGGUCCAAAUUUUAUGUAAUUGGGCAGUCUAUGGGCGGCCAGGUGGUUUGGGGCUGCCUCAAGUACAUUCCUCAUAGGCUGGCAGGAGCAACAUUGUUGGCUCCGGUUGUGAACUACUGGUGGCAAGGCUUUCCUGCCAACUUGUCUAUGGAGGCUUACAACAAACAACCACCUCAGGACCAGUGGACCCUUCGAGUUUCUCACUACAUACCAUGGCUAACCUACUGGUGGAACACUCAGCAGUGGUUCCCUGCAUCCAGUGUCAUAUCCAGCAAACCGGAUAUAUUUUCUCGCCAAGAUCUAGAAAUACUUUCCAAGUUUGCUUUGAGGGAGAAUCCGCACAAGGCACAGGUCAAGCAACAAGGAGAAUUUGAGUCCAUCCAUCGUGACAUGAUGAUUGGAUUUGGGAGUUGGGAGUUCAGUCCUAUGGAUCUUGAAAACCCUUUUCCAAAUAAUGAAGGCUCAGUUCAUCUAUGGCACGGCGAUGAAGAUGGUCUUGUGCCGGUCACUCUGCAACGCUAUAUUGCUAAAAAACUUCCGUGGAUUCAAUACCAUGAGUUACCUGGUGCUGGACACCUAUUUCCAGUUGCUAUAGGAGUGAGCGAAGCUAUUCUUAAGGCGCUUUUGUUGGGUCAGAGCUGAAGUAGCCUCAACACCUCUUUCCCUUUUUAUCUUUUCCCACCCUCUUGCUUUAAUUUGAAAAAAUAAUCCUUAGGUUUAUGUAUAAAUAUAUAUAUAUAUAUAUAUUAUAUAUAUAAGAUCAGUAAGAGGCCCCAAGCAUAGCUCUCAUUAAUAAAAUUCUUGUUUACCUAUUAAAAA